CAAGAGACUUAUUUGGAAGUUUGAGCACACCCGUAUCAGUGGACAAACACAACCUCAUCGGCCAAUGUCUAAGCCAAGGUUGGAGGGCAAGGUGGCCCUGAUAACUGGUGGGGCAAGGGGGAUUGGUGAGGAAGCAGUGAGACUAUUUGCAGCAAAUGGAGCCUUUGUUGUUAUUGCAGAUAUCCUAGACGAAUUAGGUCAUCAAGUUGUUGCCUCAAUCGGUUCAGACAGAGUUAGCUAUUGUCAUUGCGACGUCAGAGAUGAAAACCAAGUUGAAAAUACUGUGAACUUCACGUUGGAAAACUACGGCAGCCUCGAUAUUUUGUUCAGCAAUGCAGGUGUCAUGGGUUCAAUGACUGGCAUUUUAGACCUUGACAUUCAAGGCUUUGACAACACAAUGGCCAUAAACGUUCGCGGUGUUGCUGCAACGUUCAAGCACGCGGCGCGAGCCAUGGUGGCACGUGCCGUGCGUGGUUCAAUCAUAUGUACCACAAGCAUUGCAGCAUCUCUCGGAGGCACAGCUCCGCAGGCUUACACCACUUCGAAACAUGCUCUAUUGGGUUUGGUCAGAGCAGCUUGCAGUGAGCUCGGAGCUCACGGGAUUCGAGUUAACAGCAUUUCUCCGUUUGGUGUCGCAACCUUGUUUUCAUGCAAAGCGUACAAUGUGGACCCAGAUGUGGCUGAGGCCAGUAUCUCCGCCAAGGGAAAUUUGAAGGGCGUUGUGUUGAAGGCUAGGCAUGUGGCGGAGGCGGCUCUGUUUCUUGCCACCGAUGAAUCAGGCUAUGUCAGUGGACACAACUUGGUUGUCGAUGGCGGAUUCACGGUGGUUAAUCACAGUUUCUCAGCCAAGUAAAACUGCGGUUUGUUGUCGCUAAAAGAGCCAACUUUUAAUGUAGGGUUGGCAUUUCCGUUAGUUUAUUUUUCUGAAUAAAGGUGAGUGGUCUCUGUUUUUAAAGUCGAACUUUGUUACCAAUAAUUGCCAUGUGCAUUUUCCUUGUAAUCUGCAACUGCAAUGUUAUCUUCCUCCAAUUAUAUCCCUCUAAUAUAAGCUUUAUUUAUUUAA
Messenger RNA from Malus domestica (apple), 1063 nucleotides. RefSeq names its product short-chain dehydrogenase reductase 3b-like. The record is from RefSeq and is a predicted model, not a curated record. NCBI's taxonomy places the organism in Eukaryota, Viridiplantae, Streptophyta, Magnoliopsida, Rosales, Rosaceae.